Messenger RNA from Maylandia zebra (zebra mbuna), 1093 nucleotides. It is a transcript of the gene fgfbp1a, whose product is annotated as fibroblast growth factor binding protein 1a. The record is from RefSeq and is a predicted model, not a curated record. Gene Ontology annotation, biological process: cell-cell signaling. Gene Ontology annotation, molecular function: growth factor binding. NCBI's taxonomy places the organism in Eukaryota, Metazoa, Chordata, Actinopteri, Cichliformes, Cichlidae.
UGCAAGUAAGGGCAACACUCUCAUGUGUGAGGACUGCAAACCGAAGUUUCUCUAAAAACUUCAGGUUGUGUUCUACUGAUUUCAUGGCUCUCCUCACAAACGUCACCAUCCUCCUGGUCUUGGCUUGUGUUUCCUAUCAGGUGAUGUUGGGUAGCUGCCAAAAGAGCGGUGGACGGAGGGGACGAGGCAUGGACAAAGGACAGCACAAGAAUAGGUCAGGAGCAAAAGUGGGCCGCCAAACAAAGCCCGUCUCUGCACAGCUCAUGAGAGGCAAAGUGGUCACCAAAGACAAGUUUGAAUGUGCCUGGGUUGCAACAGGUGAAGAUAUCGUCAUUCUCAGCAUCACGUGCAAGAAGGAGGACAGGAGCUUCAGCUGCGAGUAUAUUGCCAGACCUACUGCUUGUCCUGAGUAUGCCUCAAAUGUUAAACUUUACUGGAAGCAGAUCGGCAGGGAGCUGAAGAAGCUAAACAGUCUCUGCCAGGACAGCAGUGCUUUUGUCAGGGCAGGUAUGUGCAGAAGAGCUGCCAGAGAGGCUAAUUUCAGACUGAAUGUAACACAGAGGGUGAAGACUUCUCCACUGUAUACCCCAACUUCUCCAGUCAAAGCUGUAAAAUCCUGUCAAGCUGAUAACAGGAAGAGAGCAGAGGAGUUCUGCAACAACUCCUGGUCAAGUGUUUGCACAUUUCUAUUUACUAUGGUGCGGGAUUAUGAUUGCUGAUACAGAAAAACUGGAAUUAGUUCAGCUUUUCUGCAGUCACAUACAGUAAAUACUUGUCCCAUAGAUUCUUCAUAUAGAUGCUUGCUGCUCAACAAAAACAUACUCAAUGAACAGUUUUUGAUCUAUCGCUUUUGGAGAAAUUUGUGUAAGCGUUCAAGCCUACUGAGACAGAUAUAAUAUGUAGAAUAUUAGUUUCUCGAUUUUUAUUUCUUUUCCUGUAACUUGUAAUUUCACUUGGUUUUUUUUUUUCCUAUUAUAGCCAUAUUGAAAUUACCUCUCCUUCUCAAUAUAAAAUGCCUACUUAAAUAAAAAGACAAAAUACUCCUUAAAAUAAUGUCAAACCAUUUUCUGUCUCUCCCAAAUGUGCACAGUCU